Neogale vison (American mink) is the source of this 792-nucleotide messenger RNA. It is a transcript of the gene MIP, whose product is annotated as major intrinsic protein of lens fiber. The record is from RefSeq and is a predicted model, not a curated record. Bases 1 to 792 code for a protein of 263 amino acids. Gene Ontology annotation, molecular function: water channel activity. Gene Ontology annotation, cellular component: apical plasma membrane; plasma membrane. The transcript has 4 exons. Lineage: Eukaryota; Metazoa; Chordata; Mammalia; Carnivora; Mustelidae. Gene Ontology annotation, biological process: transmembrane transport.
AUGUGGGAACUGAGGUCAGCCUCCUUCUGGAGGGCCAUAUUUGCUGAGUUCUUUGCCACCCUCUUCUAUGUCUUUUUUGGACUGGGGGCCUCACUGCGUUGGACCCCCGGACCCCUGCAUGUCCUGCAGGUGGCUCUGGCCUUUGGCCUGGCCCUGGCUACGCUGGUGCAGGCUGUGGGCCACAUCAGCGGAGCCCAUGUCAAUCCUGCAGUCACUUUCGCCUUCCUUGUGGGUUCCCAGAUGUCUCUGCUCCGGGCCUUCUGCUAUAUGGCAGCCCAACUCCUGGGAGCCGUGGCUGGGGCUGCUGUGCUGUACAGUGUCACCCCACCUGCCGUCCGAGGAAACCUAGCACUUAAUACGUUGCACCCUGGGGUGAGUGUGGGCCAGGCCACCACGGUGGAGAUCUUCCUGACGCUCCAGUUUGUGCUCUGCAUCUUUGCUACAUACGACGAGAGGCGCAAUGGCCGCCUGGGAUCUGUAGCCCUGGCUGUUGGCUUCUCCCUCACCCUGGGACACCUCUUUGGGAUCUAUUAUACUGGUGCAGGCAUGAACCCUGCCCGCUCCUUUGCUCCUGCCAUUCUCACCAGAAACUUCACCAACCACUGGGUAUACUGGGUGGGCCCAAUCAUUGGAGGGGGACUAGGCAGUCUCCUCUACGACUUUCUCCUCUUUCCCCGGCUCAAGAGUGUUUCUGAGAGACUGUCUAUUCUCAAGGGCGCCAGGCCCAGUGACUCCAAUGGACAACCAGAGGGCACUGGGGAACCUGUUGAACUGAAGACCCAGGCCCUGUGA